Molecule: messenger RNA, 7484 nt
Organism: Oreochromis niloticus (Nile tilapia)
Lineage: Eukaryota; Metazoa; Chordata; Actinopteri; Cichliformes; Cichlidae
Gene: slc12a2
Product: solute carrier family 12 member 2
Exons: 27
Coding region: 478-3933 (1151 amino acids)
Biological process (GO): cell volume homeostasis; ammonium transmembrane transport; chloride transmembrane transport
Cellular component (GO): apical plasma membrane
Molecular function (GO): sodium:potassium:chloride symporter activity; ammonium channel activity
Source: RefSeq, a predicted model, not a curated record
UCUUUUGUUAGUCGUUGUCCGCCCUCUGGUGAUGCCGUCUGCAGUGUGUAUAAUAGCAGCAAGGAAAUCUCUGGGAGUCUAGGAGGAGCUACGGCAAGGUCGAUAUCAGCAUCGUUUUCAGGGCAGCAGAAGGACCAUAAGUGGCUGGGAUCUAGUGCUGUGUCCCCGAGCGAGGGGCGGUAAAUUGUGUUUUGGGAUUUAUCACCGUGGAAGAAGAAAUAGGAGAGCGACGGAAAGUUUACAAUCUGUAGUCUUGUUCCGAUCGUGCUAACAAGCUACUCUUCACUACUCCUCCUUUCCUCGCCGCUAUCCUGCGCCUUUUCUAACCAGUCAGAGCAGCGAGUUCAUUUUUCCUGUAAAUAGGAAGACUGUUUGUAACGGGUGGCAACCGGGCUUUUGCGCGCAUCCAUUAUAUUGUGUGGCCGAGUAAAGCGUUUGAUCCACACGCUUUCCACGUUCAUCUGUGUUUGCUGUACCAUGUCAGCACCAUCCUCUGCGUCUUCCGCUCCGGCGGAGAACUCUGCGACGGAACAUGAUUUGCUAGCCCCGGAUGCGGGGCAGAAGCCACCCGGUCCGACGCCCAGUCAGAGUCGGUUCCAAGUGGACCUCGUGGCUGAGGCUGCGGGCGCCGCCGAUGAUAAGACUCCGAGUUCCGACGCGUCUGCCGCUGCUCCAGAGGCUCCGAGUAGCGAUCCAGCUGUCAGCGGAGAGGAAGCUAAAGGCCGGUUUCGGGUGGUGAACUUUGCGGAUCCGACUGGGGAAGGCAGCGUGGCCUCUCCGGAGGCAGCGCCGACUGAGGGAAUGCAGAACGGAGACACUGUGAUGAGCGAGACGAGCUUGCAUUCAUCGACUGGGGGCCAACAUCACUAUCACUAUGACACCCACACCAAUACCUAUUACUUGAGAACUUUUGGUCACAAUACCAUCGAUGCCGUGCCCAACAUCGAUUUCUACCGGCAGACAGCAGCACCGCUGGGGGAGAAACUCACCAGACCCACCCUGUCGGAGCUGCACGAUGAGCUGGACAAGGAACCCUUUGAGGAUGGCUUUGCCAACGGUGAUGAACUUACACCAGCUGAGGAGGCUGCUGCUAAAGAAGCAGCUGAGUCAAAAGGAGUGGUCAAGUUUGGUUGGAUUAAGGGAGUGCUGGUACGCUGCAUGUUGAACAUUUGGGGUGUGAUGCUCUUCAUUCGUAUGUCCUGGAUUGUGGGCCAGGCUGGAAUUGCUCUUGCCUGUGUGAUCGUCGCCAUGGCUACUGUAGUGACAACCAUCACUGGGCUCUCCACCUCUGCCAUUGCCACCAAUGGAUUUGUAAAGGGAGGUGGAGCAUAUUACCUGAUUUCAAGAAGUCUUGGCCCAGAGUUUGGAGGCUCUAUUGGUCUUAUCUUUGCCUUUGCCAAUGCAGUGGCUGUUGCCAUGUAUGUGGUGGGCUUUGCUGAGACUGUUGUGGAACUUCUGGUUGGUAUAGAUGCCGUCAUGACAGAUGAAAUCAACGAUAUCAGAAUCAUUGGCACCAUUACAAUAAUCAUUCUUCUGGGCAUCUCUGUAGCAGGAAUGGAGUGGGAGGCCAAGGCCCAGAUCUUCUUACUCGUCGUCCUUAUCACAGCUAUCUUCAACUAUUUUAUUGGAAGCUUCAUUCCUGUGAAGUCAAAGGAAGCUAAGGGAUUCAUGGGCUAUGAUGCUUCAAUAAUGUGGGAGAACAUUGGUCCAGACUUCCGAGGAGAGACGUUCUUCUCUGUGUUUGCGAUCUUUUUCCCCGCUGCCACUGGUAUUCUGGCUGGAGCCAACAUUUCAGGAGACCUUGCUGACCCACAGAUGGCCAUCCCCAAAGGGACCCUUCUAGCCAUAUUAAUCACAGGGAUAGUCUACCUGGGUGUUGCUGUUUCAACAGGCUCCUGUAUUUUGAGAGAUGCCAGUGGAAAUGUGAAUGACACAAUUAGUUCUCAGUUCAUGGCAAACUGCUCCACUGCUGCCUGCAAAUUUGGCUAUGACUUCUCUACCUGCAAGAAUGAGGAUACCUGCCGCUAUGGACUGCAUAGGGACUUCCAGGUUAUGAGCCUUGUUUCUGGUUUUGGGCCCAUCAUCACUGCUGGCAUCUUCUCUGCCACUCUAUCCUCAGCACUGGCCUCUUUAGUUAGUGCACCUAAAGUUUUUCAGGCUUUGUGUAAGGACAACAUCUAUCCUGGCCUGCAAAUGUUUGCCAAAGGCUACGGCAAGAACAAUGAACCCCUACGAGGAUACAUCCUGACCUUCGGUAUCGCUCUGGCCUUUAUCCUCAUUGCUGAGCUGAACACUAUUGCACCCAUUAUCUCCAACUUUUUCUUGGCAUCAUAUGCCUUGAUCAACUUCUCCGUGUUCCAUGCCUCACUGGCUAACUCACCAGGCUGGAGACCUAGCUUCAAAUACUACAACAUGUGGGUUUCCCUUGCCGGAGCCAUUCUCUGCUGUGGGGUGAUGUUUGUCAUCAACUGGGCAGCUGCCCUUCUUACAAAUGUCAUUGUUAUGGCUCUCUAUAUCUAUGUUAGUCACAAGAAGCCAGAUGUGAACUGGGGCUCAUCGACCCAGGCUUUGACCUACCACCAGGCCCUGACCCACACUCUGCACCUUAGUGGAGUGGAGGACCACGUCAAGAAUUUCAGACCCCAGUGUUUGGUGAUGACUGGUUAUCCCAACUCUCGUCCUGCCCUUCUGGAUCUGGUCCACAGUUUCACCAAGAAUGUAGGCCUGAUGAUCUGUGGCCAUAUUCGCACGGGCUACAGAAGACCAAACUUCAAAGAGCUUGCCACAGAUCAGGCUCGCUACCAACGCUGGCUGCUGAAGAACGAGACCAAAGCCUUCUACACGCCAGUGUUUGCUGAGGACCUAAAACAAGGCUCUCAGUACUUGCUUCAGGCUGCUGGUCUUGGCCGCCUCAAGCCAAACACCCUUGUUCUGGGCUUCAAGAAUGACUGGAGGGAUGGGGACAUGAUGAAUGUGGAGACUUACAUCAGCAUGAUCCAUGAUGCCUUUGACUUCCAGUUUGGUGCUGUUAUCCUGCGACUGAAAGAGGGGCUGGAUGUCUCCCAUAUCCAAGGGCAAGAUGAGUCGCUGUCCUCGCAGGAAAAGCCAUCAGGGAUGAAAGACGUGAUCGUUUCCAUAGACACCAGCAAAGACUCUGAUGCAGAUUCCUCUAAGCCAUCCUCUAAGGCCACCAGCCUCCAGAACAGCCCAGCAGUCCAGAAAGAUGAUGAAGAUGAUGGCAAAGCUACAACUCAGCCCCUGUUGAAAAAAGACAAGAGGAGCCCGACAGUCCCUCUGAAUGUGUCUGACCAGAGGCUGCUAGAGGCCAGCCAACAGUUCCAGAAGAAACAGGGGAAGGGCACAGUGGAUGUCUGGUGGCUGUUUGAUGAUGGAGGUCUGACUCUGCUGAUCCCCUACCUUCUUACCAAUAAGAAGCGGUGGAAGGAAUGUAAGAUCCGUGUUUUCAUUGGAGGCAAGAUCAACAGGAUUGAUCACGACCGCAGAGCGAUGGCUACUCUGCUGAGCAAGUUCAGGAUAGACUUUUCGGACAUUACUGUCCUUGGAGACAUCAACACCAAGCCCAAGAAGGAGCACAUGGCAGCCUUCGAGGAGAUGAUUGAGCCUUAUCGGCUGAAAGAAGAUGAUAUGGAGCAGGAGGCAGCUGAGAGGCUGAAGAACAGUGAACCAUGGAGGAUCACUGACAACGAGCUGGAGCUAUAUCGUACCAAGACCCAUCGUCAGAUCAGACUCAACGAGCUGCUGAAGGAGCACUCAAGCACAGCCAACCUCAUUGUUAUAAGCCUCCCAUUAGCCAGGAAGGGCGCUGUGUCCAGUGCUCUCUACAUGGCCUGGCUGGAGGCAUUGUCCAAGGAUCUGCCUCCCAUCCUUCUGGUGCGUGGCAACCACCAGAGUGUCCUCACCUUCUACUCUUAAAGGGGAAAAGCCGGUGAUUUAAGUCACAGCUAAAGUCUAAAGGUCCACCACAUACACUCCUGAGAUAGCAGAAUACAAGCCAGUGAUGGAAACAGUGCUGAGUAAUAUGAAUCCAAUGAAAGUGCUAUUUUUUUUGUGUAAAAGUGCUACAUGUUUUGUGAUGGAGGAAUUUUAUGUUGGGGGUGGGUGCUGGUUGUAAAGUUGCCCACUCUUUUUCCUUUCUUUCUUUCUUUCUUUCUUUCUUUCUUUCUUUUUAUUCCAAGAUGUCUGGGUUAUUCUCUCGUUGCUCUAGUUCCUUCUGAUUUCCCCAUUAAAGUGUCAUUUUUGUUCAAGUUGAUUUCUCUCAGGCUCUCUAAACCAGGCAUGCACAAUAUAGAUGUGUUCAUGAUGUGGAAUAUAUUGAUGUCAUACAUUUUAAGUUUAUCAGACCAGUUGUUGUUGUUGUUUGCUCCAGCAAUAAUCACCCUGUUAUGUUCUUUUCAAGUUGGGGAAAAUGCUUUGCAACACCUUCUAAAGCCUUAUGGAUGUGCCUUCCAGUCGAAUCAGAUGAAACGGAAUUAGAAUCUCUAUUCAGAUUGACAAUUUUAACAGAAUUUCCUUCUUAGCUGUGCGGGUGAAUUUAAAGUAGAAUUUUAUAAAGGGUGUCAAUUUGAACACUCUUACAGUUUUGACCUUAAUCAGCAUAUUUAUUUGGGGCUUUGAUUUUUAUAUUUUUCACUUUUGAGUCUUCCUUUGUAAAAGUUGCUGAAUACUCAUCACAACAAGAUUCUUGAUCUUUUAGACAGUUUGUAGGGGAGGGGUGCAUGUGGGCAUAGACUUAAAGUCUCUGUCAGAAAAAAUGUGAGGCUGGGUUUUUCUUUAGCCUUUUCAGGUGGAUAAAAUCUCUCCCUAGUAGCUGCUGAUUAUCAGCUUUCUUUGGUUCUGUGGCCACAUGUAGUGUUAUUUCACUGUAAAGAAACUCUUCUACCCUUCAAGACGCUAGUUCAAACCUUGCCUUAAUGCUAGAACUAUACUAUACUGUCACGAUUGUCAUAAGUUCUCGCUCCCUCUUAAGCCAUGUCGGCUGGAGGGUUUGUGUGUAAAUGCAGAUAGUCCUCCAUUAUUAAGUCUCAGCACAUAUGCAUCUUAAUCUGCAUUAGUCAUUUAGCCUCACUUCAUUUAGUGUGCACUUGGGGCACAUCCCUGUCUUUUGGCUUAAUUAUUACUAUUGAUUUUAGGGGUGACGUGGCAUCACCAAAAAGCCAUACAUAGACAUUUUCCAGUUGUAGUGUACUGUAGAGGUCACAUGUAUCCCCUGUUCUACUGUGACUGUAGAGAAUAUUGAUUAACUAGCUUCAAUAUGCAAUAGUACAGCUGUUACUUUGGGGAGUGGUCACAGGUGUCGUCACAGACAGAAAAAUAACCCUGAGCCUAAAAUCAAUUCAUAAAACUCAUUCUAUUUGAGUUUUAUUGAAAAAAUGGACAGUAAAGUGAAAGUAACUGGUUAGUUUUCGUUAAGGUUGCAAAUGUUGUUAUUAAAACAGCUGAGCAUAAACGGGUUGGUUGGAGUGGUUCUAGCAUAGAUGUUUAUUUUAAGUGCAUUGCCCUAAAAUUAGCCAUGAUAUUUUGAAGCCUCUGCAUUGUGUUGUUAAAUACAGCGGAGAUGCACAAAUCAUUGUGGGUGGUCUCGUUAUUUUGAAUUAAACAGCAUGGACUUUGGCUCAUUAUGAUUAUGAGUGAGAAACUACUAUAAAGCAAAUUAAACUUUACUAUAUGCAAUUUAAAAGAAGAAUGUGAGAGUGCUUAGGUUAGUUGAAUGUACACUACACUAGUAGUACCUUUUGGUUUCCAUUGUCAUAUGUAUCAUAUGUUUUCUGCAUAUACUGCAGUUAGCACAAUAGUGUUCUGUCUGUCGGCUUCAUUGUGCUAUUAGCGUUCAUGCAGCACCAUUGUCCACCACUCUGUUGUUCACAUGGAUUAUCGCUACGUUAAUAAUCCAUGUGUGUAAUGUUUCCAGGGACUGUUGAAAGGAUUCAGUACAAACAUAUUAUAUAGAUCUAUACUGUUGCUCACCAGAAUGCCAAAUGUAGCCGGAAUAAGUUUUAGUUAUGUGAAAGUGUGGGCUAAGAAAGCACUGUAGAUCAUUUUGAAGGCAGUCCUACAUUGUGUAACAGCCUCAAAUACCAAAAUUCAUUCACACCACAGUUGGUGUUCAUUCUAAUCCAGCUGACACGUUUUGUCUUUUAUUUUGAAAAGCAGUAUCUAAAAUUUGGUAUUCCUGCAGCUGAGUGCAUCCCUGUGCACUGUAACUUAAACAGUGAAACUAAAUUAUGCUUAACUCAAACUAUGAAGUAUGACUGAAGAUUUCUGUAUUAGAGCAAAUAUAAAUUGAUUUCUUGAAGACUAACUGCUAAGCAAUACAAUUAGUGAAACAAACUGCAGUUUUUGUUUUGUUUUGGUCUUUUUUGUUUGUUUUUUUUGCUGUGCAUUUUGGGCAAUAUAUAAAUCUGAGAUUAUCAAUGUGGGCUGAGAUGGGGAUUUGGGGGCACUAUUGUGUACUAUAACAAAAUAAAGGAGUGUAUCUUUGAGAUCUCUGUUCGUUGUUGUGUUGUGAGGCAUUCACUCUUGUUCUCUUGUUGGUACAGAACAACAUUAUUACAAACAAGAACACGGGUUAAACCAUUUGUAUAUUUAAAAAAAAAAAUUAUAUUUGCUUAUCUAUCUAUCUAUAUCUGUAUAUCUAUAAUUAUACACACACAGUUAUAUAUAUACAUAAUAUAAGAAACACAACACUCAUGUAUCAAAUAGAGGGGUUCUUUUUCAUGUCACAUUAAAUGAAACAAAAAUACCUCCUAUCAACGUUUUCCAGCCAGCUAAUGGUGUUUGGGUGCGUUUCCCUCAUUUGUCUCGAUAGAACCUAACAUCUGUCUGACAAAAUUACUGCAUUGUCCUCAACAAAUCAAAUCAUAUGUACAUGUAAGUCGAGGCAUUAUUUGAGUUCUCCUAUGUAUUGUUUGUAUUCUUUGCCAUAUCCCAUUUUCCUCUCUUAUAGCAGGCAUGUUGUUCCAUGGGGGUGGAUUUUAAUAUUUCAAAAAUGAUAAAAUGGUCCUAAAAUCUAUUGGUGGUUGACAUCGUUAAGUUUAUAGUAAGUAUAAACUAACAUGUAAAUAAACUUAAUAGUAUAUACACAUGGAACAUGUUGGAAGGGUAUUUAUUUUAGUUCAGACUUUGCUUUUUUUUUUUCUCUUAAUAUUUGGAGUUUUGGUUGUAAUUUGAUUUGCAUGUCGAUGUUUUUUCUUUUGCAGUUUGUUUCCUUUUGAUUUUAGCAAAUUGUCUUUCUCCUUGAGUCUGUAUCUGUAACCUUUCAAAGAAGAAAAAGAUAUGAUGACAAGCGGCUCAAACCAGUUUUCUCCUGCUUUAACUCAAACAUGUAAGGCCCAGCUGGUUGAAGCAGUAAUGUUUUGAUACUGUUAACAGUCACAGAUAUGCUUUUUCUAACAUUUUAACAUGUAUGAUUACCAGUACUUUGUACAUCUUUAUUGCAAUAAAUAAACCAAAUGAAAUCAUUAACA